AUGAAUGAUAAUACGGAGGAUAUUACUAGGUUUAUGUCUUUUACUAACGUUUCUUUUAACGUUGCUAAGAACUAUUUGGAUAAUUAUGGUGAUUUAAAUACUGCAAUGGAAGCAUAUUAUGAGGACCAAAAGGAUUUACUCGAAGAAAGAAAGGAAAAGGAAAAAUAUUAUAAUAAUUUAGAAAGACAAACUUUUAACAAAGAAAAACAAACAUCAUCAAUAUCUCCAGCUUUAUCUUCAACAAAUAAUACUCGCCCAAUUUCAAGAAAUACUAAUAAGAGUUCUAAUUCUAAUUCAAAAUUUAUGUCUUUUUCAGAUAUGCUCAGAUCCAACACUGCAGAUAAUGAUGACGACAAUGAUACAAAACCACGUAAUACAUUUGCAGGUGGUGAAACUUCUGGAUUAGAGAUUACUGACCCUAAUAAUGAUAGGAAGAAUACAAAUUCUCUAAUAAGAGAUCUUUUAGAAAGGGCUCAAAAGAAUGGUGAACAAAUGGAAGACUCUAAUUUCCCAAAUAUUGAAGGCAAUACGGAUUCAAAGCCAUCAUUUAUUGGAAAGGGGUACCGUCUUGGAUCCCUGGUUGAUAAACCCAGUGAAAUUGUAGAGGAGUUUUCUAGUUUAAAGGAUAAUAAUAAUAGUAAUACGGGCAUGCAAAAAGUAACAAGGGAAAUAACUUUUUGGAAAGAUGGUUUCCAAGUUGGUUCCGAUGGGAAACUAUACAGGUAUGAUGAUCCAGCUAAUGAGUUUUUCUUAAAUGAACUGAAUCAAGGUAGAGCACCUUUAAAAUUAUUGGAUGUUAAGUUUGGUCAAGAAGUGGAAGUCAACGUUUUUAAAAAAUUAGAUGAAAAUUAUAAACCUCCAAAGAGAAAAUUAGGUGGAUUCUACGGGAAAGGUCAAAGAUUGGGAUCACCCAUCCCUGGCGAACCUACACCAACAUUAAAUAUCGAUGAUACAAAUACUAAUACUAAUACUGAUACUGAUACCAAUAAUAAUAAUAAUAAAAAUGAGAACUAUACUAAAAACUCAAAAGAAAAUAGUACUCAACAAACUCAAACAGAUACAACUAUACAGAUUAGAUAUGCCACAGGGAAAAGAGAGGUUUUUCAUUGUAAUUCCACAGACAAAGUAAGAUCAUUAUAUGAACAUGUUAGAACAAAUACAGAUGAUCCAAAUAGAACAUUUACAUUAAAUUAUGUGUUCCCAAUAAAACCAAUUGAAAAUAUGGAUCAGACUUUAUCGGAAGCCAAUUUGAAUAAUUCUGUAGUUGUACAAAGAUGGAUAUAA
This is a messenger RNA of Arxiozyma heterogenica, 1284 nucleotides long. RefSeq names its product protein phosphatase regulator SHP1 (gene SHP1). Gene Ontology annotation, cellular component: cytosol; nucleus. Gene Ontology annotation, biological process: autophagosome assembly; nuclear membrane reassembly; Golgi organization. Lineage: Eukaryota; Fungi; Ascomycota; Saccharomycetes; Saccharomycetales; Saccharomycetaceae. Bases 1 to 1284 code for a protein of 427 amino acids. The record is from RefSeq and is a predicted model, not a curated record. Gene Ontology annotation, molecular function: ubiquitin binding. The transcript has a single exon.